Molecule: messenger RNA, 11469 nt
Organism: Pelobates cultripes (western spadefoot toad)
Lineage: Eukaryota; Metazoa; Chordata; Amphibia; Anura; Pelobatidae
Source: the annotation of a GenBank genome assembly
AUGGAAAAUCCAACAACCACCGAAACAUCAUGUGGAAAGAAGAGGACAGGCAAGAAGAGGCAACGGGAGAAGACCGAGGAGAAGAAAGGACCAGACGGGAGUGAAACAGAAGAGCAUUUGAAGAGAAAGAAGAAAUGCGAAGGUAAGAAACAGUACACUGGAGAUUGAGAAGGGGGAUCCAUUCUAUUAGAGAAUAUUUAAAUUCAGAGCGGUUUACUGUAUAUUUAAUGUCUCAAAACGCAGUAAUACUCCUCUUAUGUGUUCUUUAAUCACAGUUACCUAAACUAACUUAACACUGAUGCCUAACUUUAGUAGAUUCCAAAAAUCUACUUCCCCCUUUUGGUUUUCAAAAUAUAAGGAUUAUUGUUGGAAGUGAGACGUUCUCAGUAAGAUUUGAGCAUUUGUUCAUACGAGGUAAGAACAUUAAAAAUAUAUGUAUCUUAUGGUUAAAACCUAGUCAAUCAGGACCCGAAGUAAACAUUUCAGUACGUACUGUGUCAAAAUAACAAUAAAAAAAGUUUACAUAAUACAAAACACAUUUUUAACAAAAAAGAACUUAGACGUUAAUCUUUUUUUACAUAUGAUGUUACAUAUGGACUAUUUUUACUCUCCCAGAAGGAGCCACCAUCCAUCCUGUGGUUUCUCCAAUGGAGACUAGCAUUUCUCUGGAGAGAUUUGCCAUCCAUAAAACCCUUGGACAGGGCAGCUUUGGCAAGGUAUGUAAUAUCCACCAAAUGGUGCCAUGUACUGAGAAUUUUCUUAUGGACAGAAAUGAAUAGUGAAAGCCUAAUAUAACACAAGAACCUGUUUAGAAUAAAACGGAACCCAACUGUACAGAUCAUUUUUAAAAGUUGUGUAUUUAAAAGGUUUUCUUAACAGACAUGUAUCGGAGUUAUUCACAAAAGUGAACAUUGUUGAGAAUUCAAACUGAAUUUCAAAUUUAAGGCCAAAGUAGCCGAACUGAAAUUAUAGUUGACCUGGAAAAUCUUUCCAGUUUGACUAAUUUAGCCUUAAUUUUGAAAUUCAUUUUGAAUUCACCUGACAUUUCAGGCUUUUCUUACUUUAGUGACUACUCCUGUUUGUGUAACUGUCAACAAUUAUUUAGAUUAAAAUUAUUUCUCUAGUUAAAACGAUAUAAUUGUAGUAUACCCCUGUACAAUACAUGGUGCCGUAUGUAUUUUAAGUCCAGUUCUGAGGGUUCCAGCCAGCACAGCUGCUAAAAUUAUAAACAUUUAAUUUAUAAACCGUGAGUUGUGCGGACCAGAGAAAGUUAGGGACUUAGAAAAAAUCUUUAAUCUUUAAAUUCAGCUUUUUGGGCUUUAAGCAAGUCAGAAGAAUCCUCAAACUUUAUAUUAAAAUAAUUUUCAAAUAUGGAUAUAUUAUGGAUGCAUGGUGUUAUGUUAUGAACAAUGGCAUUUGUUAGUACCUGUUGUAUUAUUUAUAGGAGUGUUAUAUCCAUUUUACAUAAAGUUGUCAAUUUUCAAAUGACUCCAACUGUCAUGUCUGUCUGCACUUCCUGGUCACAUGAUUCCACAAUGCUGUUAAAUAUUCCUAAAUAGAGAAACAACAAUAUUGAAGUGGUCUAGCAAACCACUUUCAACUGAUAAUGUGGUCUCCAUGCCUUUCCUGGGCAUGAUCGCUUCCACUGUGCUCUCCAAUAGGGGGUAACCCAAAAUAAGCUGUUCCCCCUAUUUUUUAGGCCUUAUUUUUGUUUACGAGUUACUUAUUCCCAAAGAGAUACUCUAUUCUUACAUAGAUUAUUUUGAAACAGGUUCUCUGCCCCUGUUUCCUUGCACAUGUUUUAUAACUACAUUCAAAAGCCAAAUCCCUCAUUUAGAUAUGCCACUGAGUGAUGCAAUAUACCUCUUAACCCAGGGCCGUCUUUAAGGAGGGGCAAAAGGGGCAGCUGCUCCGGGCCCAGUUACUCCUGGGGGCCCUAAGGCAGCUGCCCCAUGGGCCCCCUGCGGCACCUGAGGUAAUCAGGGGCCACAGCCCUUUAAUACUGCUCUGGACCGGCCCGGGCCCCUGUUAUAUGGGGGGUGGCUGACUACAUACUGCCCUGUGAGUCUCUUUGUUUCCUGGGCAUGCUGGGAGGAAGUGAGGUCAGAUUGCUUCCUCCCAGUAAGAACUGAUCACUUCCUCCUCAGUGCCGCUGGGGAGGAGGCACACACCACAUGGAGGAGGAUGCAAGCAUUGUGGGGGAGAGGGACUGAGAAAGCUGAUGGCAGACUCCCAUCAGCCUGGGCCAGCAAGCUCUCACUGGACACCAGGGAAGCCACCUUUCUGUACCCAAAAUGUAAGGAGACAGGAGGGUGGCUAAAUAUGUUUUGUUUUUUGUUUUGCUAAUUUCUGAUAUCACUUUUAUUUAAGUGUGUUGGUGUUUGUAAUGUAACACACAGGGAAUAAGUACAUGUUAAAAAUCCUAGAAGAACCUGACAGUUCCCUAUUAAAUAUAAAUUUAAAAAGUAUUUAUUUUAACAUAUUGCAUCAAGUGUUAUCAAAGGCUGUACACCAUUUUCAAAUGUCACUUUUGCCAAAUUCUGGACCAGGGUAUGUAAGAACAGAGUUGAGACAUUAUAUUGGCCAAGGUUGCUGGGAGUUGCUGUCCAAGAGCUGCUAGAAGGCAGAGAUUAAAAUAUGUAAAUGUACACAUAUAUAUGUGUGUAUCUGGCUGUGUUUAUGUCCUUGUGUGUAUCUGGCUGUGUUUGUCUGUGUGUCAGUGUUUCUGUGUGUAUGUAUACCUCAUACACCUGUAUGUGCACCUGUGUGUAUGUUUUGGUGUGUGUGUAAGUGUGCAUCUGAGUGUGUGGUAAUGCAUACAUCCCAGCAUUUUAAUGCCAACACAAAUACACUCCUACAUUCCAUCUCUAGCACUGUACACAUAUACACCCCUGCAUUUAUACCUUUAUGUAUGUGUGUAUCUGAGUGUGUGUGUAUAUACCUGUGUCAGUGUGUGUGUGUGUGUAUGUGCCAGUGUGUGUAUAUCAAAGUGCUUGUAUCUGUGUGUCAAAGGGUGUGUAUCUGAGUGUAUGUGUAUGUGCCAGUAUGUGUCAAGGUGUGAGCAUGUGUCAGUGUGAGCAUGUGUGUAUCUGCGUGUUAAUGUGUAUGUGUAUAUGUGUUAUAGAAAUCACACAACAUGCAAACAGACCCCUGCAAACACAAACAUUACAAACACACCAGUUUGCUGAAACACUAAUACUACACACAAAUGUACACAUGUAUUUAAAAGACAACACUACAUCCAAACACCCCCCUGCAUGCAAAUACAAACAUUACAUGCAAACACAUUCCUGUAUUAAAACGCUAAAAUGAUAUACAAACACCAACUCUACACACAAAAGUACACCUGCAUUUAAAAGCCAACACUACAAACAAUCACACAUCCCUGCAUUAAAAUGCAAACACUACACACAAGUACACCACUGCAUUCCAAUGGUAACAGUACAUACAAAUACACUCCUACAUGCACACAUACACUCUAUACAAUAACAUGCUGACAUUCAUUUGCACAAACACUGCUCAAAAAUACAACCCUGCAAGGAUGGUAGAUCCCCAGCUGGCAUAGCAUCGCAGGAGUUGUAUGACAGAUGGGGAUCUAUCUUUUCUUUACUCUUGUGAUACAGGGCAGGCCUGAUUUUUUUUUUUGUUGCACCAAGGCACUCUCUACAUUAGUUUCGCCUCUAGGUUGGGGUGGAGGGAGUGAUUGCAUGCCCAGGGGGCCCAAACAGAUGCUUGCCCAGGGACCAAUCAAUAUUAAAGACGGCCCUGUCUUAACCCAUACAAGUACUUUUAUCCUGGGAUCAUGCACAGGGGGGCUUUUCGGGGUUUUUUAGUCCUGUUGUUGGCAUAUAGUUUUUUUUUUUUUUUGAUCUGUAUUUUUAUUGAGGCAUAAGUCAGAUAAACAAUACAGUACAGUGGCGACAACAACACAAGCAGACAAGCAUGAGAUAAUUAACGGUAUAAUAUCCAAGCAUUACCAAUAUCAUCACAUAUCAAUAUAAAACAUUAGACGUACAAAGCUAUACUUCAGCUUAUCUCUUAUUCUGGUUCUUUUUUUUGUACUUUUGUUAAUGGCUUCUCUGCAUAAAAGAAUGACGUAUGUGCAUGAGUCGUUCAGAGACAUGUCCAGAAAGCUAGAUGACCCACUCAGUAUAAAUUAUACGACUACUUAUUACACUUGUAUUCAUAAAUGAAUAACUGUGUAAACAAUGGGAUGUCUAACUGUGUAAUAAAAACAAUAUAUUUACAAAAAAAAUCAGUACAAAGCUAUGCCAUCAUAUAGUCUGUGGUAUGUCUCCCUGUGGUCAAAAAGGACUCAUUUUAUAAGAAAACAUAAGUUAGUCUCAAGUAGCUAACAUACACUGUGUAAAUGAAAAUGAGUACAGCUCCUGCAGAUGUUUGCUUAAAAAUAAGAUAUGAUAUAUAGCUGACAUGCGCUGCAAUCUAAUUUAAAGGGACACUGUAGUCAACAGAACAACUACAGCUUAAUGUAGUUGUUCUGGUGAGUAUAAUAGCUCCCUUCAGGCAUUUUCAUGUAAACACGGCCUUUUCAGAGAAAUAAAUGUAUUCGUUUACCGAAAGGGGACCACACACCCUGGGUAGCAAGUAGGAAUUAGAACACAGAGAAACCACAACUUAAUUGCUACUAGGUGGCCGCCAUUCGACAUAUGAACACGUGGCGAGAACAAAGGAUGGCGGCCAUCUUAAAACUCACGAAUGUGGUCAGCGGGGCUUACGCAUGAAUUGCAUGGAACUGUUUUCGGUACGGGAAACAUGCGAACGCCAUGGAAGUCCUGGAUGAAUACGUUCCCCUCCACGAAUCAAACUGGCAUUCGGUAGAUAGCAUCUACCGAAUGAGGGGAACAUUCACAGGUAACCAGCUGAACCAUACGAACGGUAGUUUUCGUGUAGUUAGAUGCGAACGGAGACCGGCUCUUGCUACUGAUUCUAUGGAACUGUAACUCGGAUACCUCCACAUGGCAAGCCGGUCAAACUUCCACACGAUGCGACACGGAAACUACCGAACGGAAAUUCGUGAGAUUUGGAUAUGUAACUACCAGUAUCCUCAGCUAUCCAGGGAUGUUAAAAGUAUAUUUGCAUGUCUUAUAAAAAGUAUGUUUCUGAAAUUGUCAUAAAUUGUAAUGUUUCUGGCCAGCAGAUAAUUGAGCUUUGUGUAUUGUAGAAACUCAAUUAUCUAGCCUGGCCCAGAGGAGGAGUUUUGUGUUGCAUAAAUUGUGAGUUCUGUGUGCCAGUAAAUCAGUCUUGUUCCAGCAUUAAGCUUUGGCUCAUGUGUGGAUUAUUCGGCGAUUCCAGGGAUAUUUCUGCUUAUGGAAUAUUGAGUGCUUUUCUUUUAUGGGAAUAAGGGAAUGCUUGACGGGGAUAUUUUCUACUACCGUCACAGCUUGUAUUAUUCAUUUUAUAAAAUUGUGCCUUUCCUCUGAUUGCCAGCAAAAAAUAAAGAAUAUAUAUAUAUAUAUAUAUAUAUAUAUUUUAUGUUUAUUGUUUUUUUUUUAUAAGUUUAUUCUCCCAGUCCUGCUUGUUACCUGUGGCCAGUGAGGGGGGAGACUACUUUCCAUGGUGGUCUGUUUGCCCUGUACAAGCAAGCUUCCCUCGUGCUGGCUUUAAUAGUGAAGGAGGACCCAGGACAUGCUUUCUUCUGUUUCUGAAGGGUCCUUUCUUCAACUAUCGCAAGCCUCCAGCUGUCAAAGCGUUGCAACGGGUUACCACGGAGAGAGAGCUGGAGAAAGGACACCCACACGAUGCUCUACACACACAUACAUAUGUAUAUAAUAGACACAUAUACAGAUACUGUAUAUAUAUAUAUACCAAUUAAAAAAAAAAAGUUCAUAGUGUAUUAUCUGUCAGCCUUGGUUUUGCUCAUAAGUCAAAGUAGUCCCUACUUUCGAUUGUGAAAUAAAAUGAAACAAAAAAACAAAAAACAACCAAAUCUAAAAAUAACAACUUUGUAUUAAUUUCCAUUUGUCAAUAUAAGUCAUCUAAGUGUGAGAGUAAAUGAAUACACAGUACUUCCAUGAUGAUUUUUUUCUCCUCUCUCUACAGGUUGUUUUAGCAUCUGACCAGAUAACCAACAAAUGGCUCGCUAUGAAGAUCAUCGAUAAGCAACGCCUUAUUGAAAGCGCAAGCAGCUGCCUAGUUGAACGCCGGGUGCUGGAAAUUGCUGCCGGGAGCAAAUUCCUCACCCAUGCAUAUGCCACCUUCCAGACAGAGGUGCCAACAUUAUUACCUUAUAUCAACCCCCUUUUUAAACAGGUACUUGAAAGGAACACUCCAGGCACCAUAACAACAUAAUCAGUAUGGUGUUAUGGUGCCAGGUCAAAGGCUUACUUUUAUGGGUUAAAUCGUUAAUGAACAGUUAACCCCAAAGAGCUGAAUUAAUGACUGUUUAACUCUGACUAUCUCCAGGGGUGUUUUCAGGAGAUUCCCAUUCACAAAUAGCUUGAGAAACAUAUGGAUUUCUCUCAAGCUGCUUUGUGAAUGGGGAACUACUGAUUGGCUUUAACCCCUUAAGGACCAAACUUCUGGAAUAAAAGGGAAUUAUGACAUGUCACACAUGUCAUGUGUCCUUAAGGGGUUAAACCAGCAUACUGAGGCUUCCUGCUUCAAGAUUCAGAAAAAAGCAGAAAGAGAGCUUAACAGUGCUGGAUUCAACUCUUUGGGGUUAAACCAUUCAUUAAGAGUGUAACCACCAAAGGUAAGCCAGUGCCCAUUUCCAUUAAGUUGUUAUGAUGCCCAGAGUGUAGUGGUUAUGGUGUCAAAAUGGCUUUACAUAAUGAAGGAUUUUCCCAGAAUCCAUAGCCCAAACCCUCUUCAGCUGCACAUAUAAUAUGAAAAACCACUUUAGCAUUAACACAUGAGAACCAAACCAGGAUGGCAGUCACUGGCUGAGAGAGCUCAGUAUGAGACGAUUGCUGUGAGAGAUUUCUAUGUCUAUACACAGCUAUAAAAUGGACUCUGCAGCUUUAGAUUUUAUGUCUGAUGGGGAUUAAAUCAUUAUUUUCAUUGGACUGUUUAGAGAUUUGGGAGUUCUCAGCAUCUCUUAGUUGAAGAGAAUGUAACUUCAGAAUAAUCACAACGUGGAGUUGACUCCAAAUACAUCUAUUGUUUUUAUAUAUUUUUGGAUUUAUUGUCACCAUACAAUUUCUUACUGGGAUGUUUUCUAGUUUGCAUUUCCACCUACCAUAGAAAGAGUACUUGGGGCCCGUUGACUAUUAAUUGAUAUUUUGUAAGUUUCCCUGACAUUAUAAAAGGCAUGUCAGAUCACCAUGGGUUUUUGGAACAGAUAUCAACAGAGCUGGAUAAAGACUGCCCAGGACCAUAACCUUUACAAUAAAAUUGUGUUAGCAAAGAUGUGGAAUGCAAUGACUCUAAUACAUUAUUAUUAUUAUUAUUAUUAUUAUUAUUGUAGGCAUUUAUAUAGUGCCAACUUUGCAGUGCUUUACAAUAUAAUAAAAUGAGGAAAUUUAACAAUAAAUGAGACAAUUACAAAAUGUUAGAGGAACAGUAGGUUGAUGAGGGCCUUGCUCAAAUGAGCUUACAGUCUAGAGGACAUUGGGUAUAAAAACACAAUAGGAAGAGUAUCAAGGGGUAUAGCAACCAGACAACAAGGUGGGAAAGUAGCAGAACUGGAGGUGAGAGUGGAGUCUGGCCCUUUAGGAGAGACAGGUUUGUGAAACAGAAGUUACUCUGGCCUUUAUCAUUAUUUAUAAUUAUAUAUUACAGGUUCUAUAUUGUUCCCUCCAGAACCUGUAAAAGUAGUUUACCUCUAACCAGUGGCAAGGUGAUCUCCUCCCUGCAGCUCUGCUCUGCCUCGGGUAGAUGAUCACUAUUGAGAAGCACUAGAGAAGUACAGGUCCUUGGCAAUGCUUCUCACACAGAAGCACUGAAUUCAAUGUUUCUCUGUGAAAAGUCUCACAUCUGCUGUUUCCUAAGGCACAGUGCAAUCAGGAGGGUGCAACUUAGUAGCUUUAUAAAAGAACAGAUUUCUCUUGAAAUCAAUGUUUUUAUAAAGUAAGAAAUGAACAGCAAUGUGAAAUGCUUUAAGUGUUUGGAGUGUUCCUUUUAAUACAUUUAGAACCUUUGUAUGUUUGAUUUUUAUUACUAUUAUUCUUAUUCUUAUUAUAUCAUCAUCAUCAUCAUUAUUUCCAUAGCACUGGUGUGUAGCCAGCAACCACAUUACUGCCAUACAGAAUGAAAGUAUACUCUAAAUAGUCUAACCUUUAUUCUGCUGCAUCUUCUUAAUCAGGACCGCCUUUUCUUUGCCAUGGAGUAUUUAAGCGGAGGCGACCUCUAUGAUUAUCUUGAUAAGAAUGGAAGACUGGAUCUCAGCACCACAACGUAAGAUGACGUCUUAAAGUCAUAGAAGACAAAGGGAGUAUGGAGUAAAGACUUUUGCAGGAUAGAAUACAGGGUGCAGCAGAACCGAUUAAGCAGUUUUGAGGGGUUAUAAAAAAAUUAACUGAGGUAUAUAGAGAAAAACUGUUUUUAUUUUCGAAUUCAGCAGUAAAUACCAUUUUAUAUAAAUUAAGUUUUGAAAAUAAUGUCCUUGAGAAGGCUGCCAUUAGCAGCAACACACUGUUGGAGACGGUCUCUGAAGUUUUGUACAGCUCGUUCACACAUAUCGCGGGGUAUGGCAUUAACUUCUUCAAUAAUCUGCUCCAUAAGCUCUGGUAGGGUGUGAGGGCAAUGUUUGAAUACUUUUUCCUUCAGAUAUCCCCAAAGAAAAGAAAACCAUUGAGUGUAUUUCAGGCUGUGUGGGCUGUAGCCCCAUCCUGUUGGAACCAGAACUCCCCUAAUUCCUCUUCUUCAACAAUCUCUUCCAUUCUGGGCUGUAGAAAAUUUUCCAACAUUGAGACAUAAUGUUCUCGCCUUCACUAGUACAGGCCUAUCACUCCGAAUUGUGAUGCACCACACCGUUAGUUAUGGUGAAUGUAGCGGUCUUUCAUGAAUCAUUCGGGGGUUAUUUUGAGCCCAGUAGCGGAAAUUCUGUUUUUUCACAGCUCCACUGAGAUAAAAAUGUGCCUCGUUGCUACUGAAGAAAGCUGCUGCGGGCGGGACCUGUGCAAGCAUUUGCUCACACAGAUUUCUGAGUUUGGCAUAAUCUGCUAUACUCAAUUCUUGAGCCAACAUCAUCUUGUAGAGAUGAAACUGCAAAUCUAAAUGAAGAAUCCUCCUCAGACUGCAGUGUGACAUUCCCAAAGCAACACGAGCAAAAUGUCCUCAAUUGCUGCUCUCACCAGCUGCACAUUUCCGGUGUUCUUAUGGACCUGCGUCGGCCACGUGUACCUCUUCUAAGUGUGGUACCAGUUUCCUACAACGGCCUAACCCAUGACCGAAUUGUGUUUGCAUUAGGAACGGCGUUAUUGCGCGUAAUGUUGAACCAUUGCCGUAAAGCUCUUUGCGUUGCGAUCACAGAUUGGUUGUUGUUGAUGGACGGAGCACAAUGAGACUAGGUGUACCUGCCUCCCCCCACUACAACCCGAGCAUUGACCCCCUCAAAAAUGCUUAAUCGACUCUGCUGCACCCUGUAUUUGCUAAAUAAAUUAUAAGGCAUUAGGUUUCAAAGAGAAGGUUUGUAAAAGUGGGUACAAAGAAAUACCACCAUUAAAGGGGAACUCUAAGCACUACAAUAAUUUCAUCUCACUAAGGGUUCAAUGUAAUAUCUUUGGAUAGGCUUUUCGAAUGAUUUCAUUUUCUGAAAAAUAUUUUAAUAUUUAGAUUUUUUUUUUAGAAUAUUUAGUUUUUUUUUAUUCUUUAUUGUUAUUGUGCAGAGUUGUACAUAUAAGGAUUACAAGACAUAUCAAAUAAAAGCCAAUGCAGCAAGAACAAUUGCAAUAAAUGACGUCAAGGGGCCUGCACAUUUUACAAUUUAUACAGCAUGAAUUAAACUAAUCAUGUCCAAGUACUAAGUUAAAUGAAGGCUGGAGGACAGACAGCUUGUUAAAGUCAUGGAGGUUAAUAAAACAAGAGAUAAUUAGCAUCAACAUGAAAACAUGCUUAACUUCUGUAGGGAGUAGAAACACCCUGUCCACCUAGGUAAACGUGGCUAGGAGAUACUGAAAAGUAAAACCGCGAACGAGGUCAUGAAGUAAAUACCACUGGUCUGGGGCAUUAUGAUUCGGUUAGCAGGAGUAAUGGUAAGUUCCCGAGCAUAGAACUUUGCCCAGAACUCUGCACAAAUGCAGUCAAAAGUCAGAAGUAGCUGGUCCGUGUGCAGAAGCAUUUGUGAGAAGGUGCAUAUAACGGAAGGCCCAGUAGCCAUCUUGAGUACUAGGCCUCGAUCUAGUGAUACGCCAGUAGGGUUGGAUCUUGUCAAGGUGCCCACAUAGAUUUUCCAAUGGAGACCGAGAUAUUCCCCCCGGUCCAAAAGGGGAUGGGGAAUAGGGCUCGGAGUCAGCAAGUGUCACUUAAAGGCUGAGGAUCGUCCGCCUCCCCCUCCAGGGUUAUGGUCUCAGGUCACAUGGAAGCCUAGCAAGAAAUGUGGCCAACGGAUUCAGGUACAAAGGUGUCAGGUAGUCAGCAGGGUAUUUCCCAAGGCCAGAAAAAGGAGCCAAAUAAAUUGGUCUCUUUGAGGAGCUGCAGCACCAUGCGACUGUCUUGGUCGGCUGUCAGGCCCCGCCCCCAAUUUUUUUUUUUUUUUUUUAUAUUGUAGUAUUUAAAAAAAAAAAUCACUCUAAAGGUUUAUUAAAAAAUAUUAAAUCAAUUGAAAAACUUAACCAACAAUAUUAAGUCGGGGCCUAAAUUGCUUUUAGUGUUUGAACUCAAGUUCCAUUGCACUGUCCCUCCAUUCAGUGUUAUAACAUUUUUGAGCAGUGUAGCAAUGAAUCAUAGUCUCUGGCCACCCACAAUCCGGCAGCUACUAGCAGAGAUUACACUCGUCCUUCUAACUAUUCCAAUACAUACCAGCAAUGGUGGCUGUGAUAGCCUGAAAGUGAUAAACUGACACUCUCUGACAAUCACUGCCACCCAUUGCUGCUCAGGCUGAGGAGAUGGACUAAUGGGGACUUUCACUUAGAAUUAAAACACUAAAAUCUGUUGUGUCUCGCUCUGGCUUGUAUGAAGAAAGGACACAUAGAUUUAUGGGUUCCAUAGAUAAAUAUAACAAAAUUUGGGGAACUAGUGUGCCCUACUGGUCCACAACAAUAAAGGAUAUCUCAUACUCUUCCUUACAAGUCUAGUUCCCCACUAAUCCAAGGGUACUUAGCAGCUUACUGCUUUCAUACUUCCUUUACUCAGUGACCAUUUCUCAAGGUUGUGUUUAAUAGUUGCCCUAGGAGCCCCACUUCAAUUUAUGUCCUCCAGGGAACAACCUACAAAAAUCCUGACACCAAAACAUCGAGGCUUGCUUUGCUCCAAAUACCAGGAGAACAAAUCUCACAAAGUGGUGCAACACUACUCAAAAUUUCAACAGGGUCUACCCUAAGACAUCACCCUCCUGUUGGAGGUGCCUAA